GGCCCUCAAUAUGUGUGCACGAAUUUCGCAACGUUCGUCUGCGUCGCGUGCAGCGGAAUCCACCGCGAGUACACGCAUCGCCUCAAGUCCGUGUCAAUGGCCAAGUUCACCCCUGAGGAGGUGGCAGCGCUGCAGCAAGGCGGCAACCAGAAAGCGCGGGAGUUUUUCCUCGCGAAUGCCAGCAGGGUGGAGCCUCCAGAUCCCAACGACCCAAAUCGGCUGAGGGAGUUCGUGCGAUCAGUCUACGUGGAGAGGCGAUACGUGGCCAGCAGAGACCCGAACGCUGCUGCUGCACCACCUGCGCGCGCGCAGCCCUCUUCCCCCUCCCCUUCCGCCGACCUCCCCCCAGCCUCCGCCUCCUCCCCGCAGCCCGUCUCCUCGUCCCAGCACAACGAUCACAGCCGUUUAUCUUCGGACUCCAGAGCCAUGCGGGCUUCUGCGGAUGGGUACGGUGGUGCGAGUGGGGCGAGCAGAGGGCCGGGUAGAAGCGCGGGGUAUGGGAGUGAUAGGCAGCCGCAGCAGCAGCAGCAGCAGCAGCAGCCGCCGCAGGAGGAGAAGCGGAGGCACAAGGGCGGCAGAGGGGGAGGAGGAGGGGGGCAGGGCGUGCAGGCGGUGAGUGUGCCUGUGAGUCAGGUGCUGGGGCGAGAUGUGGAGGAACUGAAGGUGUAUGCAGAAGGGGAGGAAGGGGCGGUGGGGAAUGGCGUGAAUGGGGGGCAUGCGGGACGGGGAGAGGAGCAGGGAGGAGCGCCUGGAAGCCCUGGCUCCAUUGCUUCCUCUGCGGCAUCUCGAAAGGCAGCAGACGCCCACCCGCCAACGCCCGAGAGCAAGCUCAACCCUUCCACCAGCGCCGCCCCCCCCAGUGCCGCCGUCACCACGGCCAGCCUCAUAGACUUCUCUUUUGACGAUCCCACCCCUGCACCGCUCACUGCGGGCGCAUCUGCUGCACCAACAGCAGCAGCAGCAGCAGCAGUAGCAGCAGCAGACCCCUUUGGGCUGGCAGAUCUGCUCGCACCUGCCCCUGUUGCCGCUGAUCCCACCCAAGGCAUGGGCGCUGCAGGUAUGGGAGGGUUGGACUCUGCAGGUAUGGGCGGUGCUGCGGCCGGGCCUCCGUACGGGGCUCAAUUCCCCAGGGGCGCUCAGCUGUUUGGGGGUCAGCCCUUUGGGGGCGAGCCGCUGCCAGGGCAGCAGUUCGGGGCAGCGCCGGCGCCGCCUGUGGGAGGCCAGGCGUUUGGGGGCGGUCAGCCUGGGACAGCUGGAGGACAGGCGUUUGCAGGGCAGCAGUUUGGAGGGCAGCCGUUCGGAGGGCAGGCGUUUGGAGGGCAGCAAUUCGAGGGGCAGCAUUUUGAAGGGCAACAGUUUGGCACGGUUCAGCCUGGUGGUGUGGAGUUUGGUGCGGUGCAGAACGCUGGU
This is a messenger RNA of Closterium sp. Naga37s-1, 1410 nucleotides long. Lineage: Eukaryota; Viridiplantae; Streptophyta; Zygnematophyceae; Desmidiales; Closteriaceae. The record is from the annotation of a GenBank genome assembly.